UGUGUUCUCGCUGACGGUGUCGAGCGUGGAAUUUUGACUGCCAAUCGUAUGAUCCCAGGACCAAGUAUCCAAGUAUGCGAAGGAGAUCGAGUCGUUGUCGAUGUCGAAAAUCAUAUGGAAGGUAUGGAAGUCACCAUCCAUUGGCAUGGAAUCUGGCAGAGAGGAUCCCAAUAUUACGAUGGAGUACCGUUUGUCACGCAGUGCCCCAUACAGCAGGGUAACACCUUCAGAUAUCAAUGGAUUGGUAACGCAGGAACCCACUUCUGGCACUCACAUACAGGUCUACAAAAAUUAGAUGGUCUUUAUGGUUCCGUAAUCGUACGUCAACCUCCAUCCCAUGAUCCAAACAGCCACAUGUACGACUUCGAUCUCACUACACAUAUAGUUUUAAUUUCUGAUUGGAUGCACGAAGACGCAAUGGAGAGAUACCCCGGACGAUUAGCAGUAAAUGCAGGUCAAGCUCCUGAAAGUUUCCUCAUUAACGGUAAAGGACAGUUCCGUGAUCCCAACACCGGAUUUAUGACCAAUACGCCUUUGGAAAUUUUCACUAUCACUCCCGGAAGAAGAUACAGGUUCCGUAUGAUUGCUGCCAUCGCUUCAGUGUGUCCAGUUCAAUUGACGUUUGAAGGACAUUCAUUAAAAGUCAUAGCCACAGACGGUGAACCGGUACAACCGGUUGAGGUCAACACCAUCAUCAGUUUUUCAGGAGAACGUUACGACUUUGUGAUCGAAGCCACGCAGCCCGCGGGCGCCUACUGGAUCCAACUCCGAGGCCUCGGCGAGUGCGGCAUCGAGCGCGCUCAGCAACUGGCCGUGCUCCGGUAUGCUCGGGGUCCGUACCAACCAUCGACUCCGGCGCCCACGUACGACUCCGGAUUACCGCAGGGCGUGGUUAUGAACCCAUUGGAUGCCAUGUGUAAUGAUCCAUUGCGUACCGAUGCUGUGUGUGUUAAUCAAUUAAAAAAUGCUCACACGGUUGAUGAAUCUCUGCUCCAGCUUAAACCAGAUGUCAAGAUUUUCUUACCUUUCCGUUUCCAUGUCUACAGACCAGAAACAUUGUUCCAGCCUAACACUUAUAACAGAUAUUUAGUUGCUCCAACUGGAGAUCACGUACUAUCAUUGGUGGAUGAGAUAUCGUACAUGUCACCAUCUGCUCCUCUGCUUUCUCAAUACGAUGAUAUCAAUCCUGAACAGUUCUGUAAUGGAGACAACAGACCCGCCAACUGUGGUGACAACUGCAUGUGUACCCACAAAGUAGAUAUACCCCUCAAUGCUAUUGUAGAAGUCGUACUCGUCGACGAAGUUCAACAAGUCAACUUGUCCCAUCCCUUCCAUCUUCACGGGUACGCGUUCAACGUCAUUGGCAUGGGAAGAUCACCAGACAAGAGUGUGAAGAAGAUCAAUUUGAAGCAUGCUUUAGAUCUGGACAGGAGGGGAUUGCUGCAUCGAGAAUUUAACAGACCGCCAGGAAAGGAUACCAUUGCUGUUCCGAAUAAUGGAUACGUGGUUGUGCGAUUCAGGGCCGACAAUCCAGGUUAUUGGUUAUUCCAUUGCCACUUCCUGUUCCACAUAGUCAUUGGAAUGAACUUGAUCGUUCAUGUGGGAACUCAAGCUGAUCUGCCGCCAGUACCUCCAGAUUUCCCAAAAUGCGGAAAUCAUCUGCCCCCAAUACAGUUCCCUCAAUUACACAAGCCAUUCUUCCACCAUUAGCGCAAUUGUUAAUUAAAUUAAAAGUUAAUGUUGUUAUUGACUAGUUUUAAACAAAG
This is a messenger RNA of Ctenocephalides felis (cat flea), 1766 nucleotides long. It is a transcript of the gene stw, whose product is annotated as laccase. Gene Ontology annotation, molecular function: copper ion binding; oxidoreductase activity. NCBI's taxonomy places the organism in Eukaryota, Metazoa, Arthropoda, Insecta, Siphonaptera, Pulicidae. The coding region runs from base 49 to 1710 and encodes 553 amino acids. Gene Ontology annotation, biological process: iron ion transport. The record is from RefSeq and is a predicted model, not a curated record. The transcript has 9 exons. Gene Ontology annotation, cellular component: plasma membrane.